This is a messenger RNA of Glycine soja, 1850 nucleotides long. RefSeq lists its product as uncharacterized. The record is from RefSeq and is a predicted model, not a curated record. NCBI's taxonomy places the organism in Eukaryota, Viridiplantae, Streptophyta, Magnoliopsida, Fabales, Fabaceae. Gene Ontology annotation, cellular component: Golgi apparatus. The coding region runs from base 173 to 1312 and encodes 379 amino acids. Gene Ontology annotation, molecular function: UDP-xylose transmembrane transporter activity; antiporter activity. The transcript is spliced from 7 exons.
AUUGUCUUCGCCUUUGCAUUUUGAAUUCAACCAAACACGACACAAGCAGCAGUUUAGCUUUGCACACACUCCCUUACUCCACACACACUGUGCUCUCACUCAUUCAUUUAUUCAUUCUCUGCUUCCUUCAUCUUCUACUCUAGGGUUUGUUUGAUCUCCACAAUCAUAAAACAUGUUCAGCUUCUUCAUCAAGAAAGGCGUCAGAAAGACCCUCAAGCGCAAAGACAGCGAUGCUGGAGAAAUAGGAAGAGCUUUGGAAGACUUCAGAGCUUCUCUCUUUAAUCAAUUCCGUUCCUCUGAAGGUGCAAAGCAUCAACAGCAGCACAUAUGUGGUCCAGCUAUUGCACUUUCCUUCAAUUUUCUGGUUGCAGUUGGUAUUAUUUUCAUGAACAAAAUGGUGCUUCAAACUGUUCAGUUCAAAUUCCCUAUACUUCUUACACUAAUUCACUAUGUAGUGAGCUGGUUCUUAAUGGCAAUACUAAAAGCAUUUUCUUUUCUUCCGGCUGCUCCUUCCUCAAAAUCAACUCGAUUGUCUACUUUAUUUACUCUUGGAUUUGUUAUGUCUCUAUCCACUGGCUUUGCUAAUGUCAGCUUGAAGUAUAAUAGCAUUGGUUUCUAUCAGAUGGCAAAGAUUGCAGUGACACCAUCAAUAGUUUUGGCAGAAUUUGUAUUGUAUAGGAAGAAAGUUUCUUUCGCAAAGGCAUUAGCAUUAACAAUGGUAUCUAUUGGUGUUGCUGUGGCAACCGUGACUGAUCUUCAGUUCCAUGUAUUUGGUGCUUGUGUAGCAUUGGCAUGGAUUGUUCCCAGUGCUGUAAACAAAAUCUUGUGGUCUAGACUGCAGCAGCAAGAGAACUGGACUGCUUUGUCGCUAAUGUGGAAAACUACACCUAUUACUUUGAUUUUCCUGGCUGCUAUGUUACCCUGCCUAGACCCUCCAGGUGUUCUCUCCUUCGAUUGGAACUUCAGCAAUAGUAUGGUGAUUUUUGCUUCAGCUAUUCUUGGAUUCUUGCUUCAGUGGUCUGGUGCUUUAGCACUAGGAGCUACCUCAGCAAUCUCCCAUGUCGUCCUUGGGCAGUUUAAGACAUGCGUCCUCCUUCUUGGAAACUAUUAUCUCUUCGGAUCCAAUCCUGGCAAAAUCAGUAUCUGUGGCGCAUUCACAGCUAUUGCCGGUAUGUCUGUCUACACUUACCUUAAUAUGAGGCAACAAUCAAACAAGCCAUCUCCUCGACAGGCUUCCGUUUUGCCAAAAUCUAAACUUGGCAAAGAAAAUGGCAGCACCCAUGAUGGACAUUAUGGGGCCGAAUCUGUCUAACUAAAUGCCUAACUCUGCAUUCCAUGCAGUGUUAUGACACAUUAACCAAACAUUUUUUGUUCUUUCUCUUGUUUCCAAGAUUCUGAUCUAACCAUCUUGGGUGCUCAUGGUGAUGAGUCAGCUAUAAUAUGAUCAAGAAGAGAUUUUCUAGGGUAUAUGAGUCUAUAUUCCACUUGGCAGCUAUAAUACAUGAUCAAGAGAUUUUCUAGGGUAUAUGAGUCUAUAUCCUCUUGGCAGCUAUAAUACAUUAUCAAGAGAUGUUCUAGCUUAGGGUGUAUGGGUCUAUAUUUCACAUGGCAGCUACUGCUCUUAGAAACUUCAAACUUGGAACACCAAGUGUAUAUGAAUGAUUUGGUGGAUUCCAUGCUAGAACUGGUUUUUUCUUCGGCUUUUAUGGUAGGAGCUACGGCUGCAUUUUGUUGUAACAGAGAACAGAAAUUGCUAUAGGGCUUUAAUGGCUUUCACAAUUUGCUGUAAUUAGUCAUUGAGCUUUUAUGACGACCAUAUUUUAAAAUCCUAUACAAUUCAUUCUCUCCAA